Molecule: messenger RNA, 4332 nt
Organism: Brettanomyces bruxellensis
Lineage: Eukaryota; Fungi; Ascomycota; Pichiomycetes; Pichiales; Pichiaceae
Exons: 1
Coding region: 1-4332 (1443 amino acids)
Source: RefSeq, a predicted model, not a curated record
AUGGAACAUCUUCCAAGGGCUCUGACAAAUGAUGGCAGUGGGUCAUCGACGAAUACAGGCAUUAUUGGGCAUAUAGAAUCUGAGGGCAUGGCGCCUGCGCUGGCGGCGAAUGUUAGCGCAGGGUGGACUAAUCGGGUUGCGCAAAUGAGAGAUUUUGGCAUUGGAAAUGCGCCCAAGGGGUUCACGGCGCCAGGGAGUGCAGCCGAGCGCGACUCGCAGGCGGGUGCCCAGCCGCAGCAGGCGGCCAGCGCAGGGUUCAGGGUGACGCAGCCUUAUUUUCAGCAAGGAUACGGUGCGCCCUAUCAGCAGUCGCCAAUUGUGUUUGGGCCGGGUGCAGCUCAGACGCCCGCAUCCUAUGCGGCACCGUUCCACCAGCCAAAGUACGGUGAUUACACGGGGUACGUGCCGCAGGGGUUUUCAUACUCAUAUGGCGCGCCUGCGGUUGGCGUGCAUCGGUUGAGCGGUGCGCAGGGAUAUGCGCCGGCGUAUGGCUACGAACAGGGAGUGCAGGCGCAGGUGCAGGCGCAACAAGCGCAAGAGGCGCAGCGACAACAGGUGCAGGCGCAACAGCGUCAGCAUCAGCAAGCACAGCAAGCACAGCAAGCACAGCAAGCACAGCAAGCACAGCAAGCACAGCAAGCACAGCAAGCACAACAACAACAACAGCAUGCGCAACAAGUACAACAACAGGUUCACACUCAACAUCCUCAUGCGCAAGCACAGCGCCAGUUCAGCCGGCGCUCAUCGUACGCGUCGCAGGGCAGCCACGAAGACCCCAAAACAGACGACCCAGAUAAGCGCACCCGCAGAAAGCGCAAGAGGCCAGGCAGAAGGCGCAAGAGCGCAGCUGACGUCAGAAGGGCGGGCAUUGCGCCCAGAGGGAGUACGAGUCCAAGCCUGGGCACGGGGUCCGAGACAAAAGCAAAUCACAACGUCAACAGAACUCCGGAUUCGGAAAGUGCCAACACAAGAGCGAAUUUGAGCAUGAGUCCGAAUACGGAAGAUGGGACAAGCACAAGGAGCGAUGAGAACAAUACAGGCGGGAAAUUACAAAAAAAAGAAUCCCCUGAAACCGCGGGGGAUCCAAAAUUGUCCCCCACGGACCGCCGGACGAUGAUGUCUGUGAUCAGCUCGCACCGGGGCCGGCUCUCCGCGAAGAUGCGGCGGAACUACGAGCUGCGGGCCAGCAAAUACUCGAUGAACAACCAGCAGCACGGGGCUCUGCAGAGUUUCAAGAUUAGCCCGCGUGCGAAGACCCGACGGCGGCGGCGGCGUAAAAAGGGUGCUGCCGGGAACACGUAUUCGGCCGCAGACGUGCAGAGUUCCGCCGAGAGGCAGCGGAAGUUGGUGGAUUGCUUGUUGGAGGAGCAGGAUCGGCAGCGUGCGGAUAAAUCGACUAGGGUAAAUGCUGAAGGGGUCGACGAGAGAAAUGCCGAAGAGAUUAAUGAUGGAAAUGCUAAUGAUGAAAAUCUAGGAAAUGCUAAGAAUAUGAAUGAUGAAAAUUUAGGAAGUGCUAAGAAUAUGAAUAGUAAAGAAGAUAUAAUAGAAAGAAACAAAGUACAGGAAAUGAAAGAAGAAAGUGUCAAGGAUGACAGAAAUACAGAAAGCAUCAUUGAGGAAAGAAAUGCAGAGAAUCCAUAUCAGCAACCCAUUGAUGAAGAAAAUGUCAACGCAGUUAAUGCAGAGGAUGAUUCAAAAGACAUUGUUUUUCAGGCAGAAGCAGAUCCAGAAAAUCAAAAUGUGACAGAUGUGGGAGAUGAUGCCGGCAGGAGAAACAAAUUCAGCACUGUCGAAAGAGGAAAAUUCAAUGGGGCGAUAUUGGGGCAUGCAGAGGGCAUAGAGGAGCCCCCAAAAAAUACACAUGGAGGGCAAGGGACAAUUGCCGAAAGAGUAGUUGAUUGUGAGAAAAAUUACAAGUCGAAAAUUAGUGAAGACGAAAACGUAAAGCAUCAAGAAUCCCAUCACAGCACGGAAAGCGAUGCAAGUGCCCCUUUGAGUAAGGAACCGAAUUUCCGGAAAGAGGAGGGUGCAAAAAAUUUUGAGAAAAAAAUACGCGACGAGAAAAAUUUCCAUCAGCAUCGACAAGCCGGUGUUGCCGAAGUUCAACCGUAUGCCUCACCUGUAGCAUCGGUGAUUUCCCCUGCGGCCAACAUGCCGUAUCCAUACCGAAAUGAGGCUGCGGACACAACGGAGACAAUUGGAUCGGUGGCCGCCACAGUUGCUGCUUGGGGUCACGCCGAGUUGGCACGGGACCAGGGGCCCACCGCCGGGGUAUCCUUGCAGGUUCUGACACCGGAGCAGGAGAAGACGCUUCAGGGGACGAACAGUGGAAUUGUGAAGAUGCAUGGGGGAAGCGUGGGGGAUUUGGGGAAGGUACCAGGAAACGUAUCAGGAAACGCAGCAGAAAUCAGAGCAGCAACUUUGCCGAAAGCAAAUGCAGCAGCAAGAAUUUCAGGGGCACCAGGAAAUGCACAAGCAGCAAUUUCAGGGGCACCAGAAAAUGCACCAUCGAAAAUUCCAGGAGCGCCAGGAAAUACACCAGCAAGAAUCGCAGGCCCACGAAAUGCUGCAGCCGGUAUGCCGGGGAUGAUGCAAGAGCUCAUGAGAUCGGUGCCCCCAGAGGCGGUGCUCCCCGGUGUGCCGAACAUCCCUGCAGGGUACCUCCCCAUGUUGAUGUCGCCGCAAGGGUUCCUUGUCCCACUGCAAUACCGCCCAGUGAGCAUGCGGGGCGACGUAAUGCCCCUGGUACGCCCCGUGUGGACCGGCGGCUUGUUGGGAUACGGCGGAGACAACCAGGACACGGACCGGCCUACCCUCGAGGACGAAGUUGCCGUGGUGCUGACUCGGAUGCCGACAUUAUUCCCGACGGGAAAAAGGGCAAAACUAACAAAGACGAGAAAAUCCCCUCUUUCGCGCAGGGAUCGUCUUGCGGCUACGCGCGUGUGCAUCAUGUCGCACGAAAGCUUUGAGCGUGCGCACCGCCGGAAGACGUUUGCGGACAUCGGCAGCGGACCCGCGCUCCUGCGCCAGGGCAGUUCUGUGGUGCACUACCUUGCGCUUGAGAACAGCCUCCAGGCGCCGGCGCAAGCCGUCCACGCAUACCGCGACAGGAAGCGCCACCUUGAGCGCAUGUUGCACGCGCUCGACGGCGACCUCUGCGACCCAGAAAGUAACACAUUACUACAUGGACUAGAAAGAGACACCAGAGAGCGCAGAGACUACGACUUGGUGCGCGAAGAUACCUUUGCCAAGUACCUAAAAGAGCAAAUAUUGCUACAUGCGCUGGACCGCGGCCUUGAACUGCGCGCCCAGAUUGCGCUCGAUUACACCUCGCGCCUCCUCAAAUUGAAGAAGUACUUGCUACGCAGCCGCCACGCAUUUACAUCGUGCAAGGACCAACUUUUCUACGUGAACUCGUCGAAGUCCGAGCGGCUCUGGCGCAGCUUUCUCGAGAGGCAGCGGGCGCGGCUUGCGUCGGGUGUGCAGAGCGCAGGGGGUGUGCAGUGUGUGCGCAGUGCGAUAGAAGAUGCGCAUGGCGUCCAAAGCGCGGCGGACUCGCGCUACACCAGGGGCCGCCGCAGGCGCCGCAUGUACAUGGCGUUCCCCGGCGGGCGCAACGACGAGGACAGCGCAGGCGCAGGUGCAGGCGCGGGGGGUGCGGACAGUAGCGCAGUGCGCGACAGCGGCUCCGACUCCGCCACAUCCGUUUCCAGCCGCGUGGCAGGCGCCGCGGCUACAGCGCGCACAGCCGGGAUCGGAAGAACGGGCAGUCACGUAAUCAGCAAGAAAUCGCUACUCACCGACGAGCUGAUGCCGAUUAUAGGAGCAGAGGAUUUCCUCGAGCUUACCAAAGACAAGUCGAAACUCUAUGAUUCAUACAUUAUGCACAGCCCGUACCCUGAAGUGGCAGACCAGUCGGAUAUUGUUGCACUUAUUGAAUUUUUCAAGUGUAAGUCCACGCUAGGCGAUCUUUUCGACUUGCUGCAGCCUGCAGACCACCGCAAGCCCGGUCCCAGGUCCGGGUUAAAGGCAAACGCGAAAAAUCCAGAGGAAAACGACCCAUACUCGAGAUUUUAUCCAACAAGAGACUCUUCUCCGGCAGUUUCAGACGGAUUAUUCCACCGGCAUACCCGCACGGGUGGCCUCAACAUCACGAGCUCGCUCGACGCGUCGCUUUCGGACGAAGACCGCGUGAGAUGGCUUGUUUUGGACGAAAAGCAGAUCCGCACUAAGUUUACAAAGGCUUACAAGAGGUUGGUUGGACUUUCCAACGAGGAAAUAGAUCAUGAUAUUUGCAUUCUGUAUCCGGACCUCGAAAAGAACGCUUCAUGA